UAUCCUUUCUUUCCUUGACGGCUAUUCCGCAUUAAAUACCCCGCGCGUGUGUGACUACCGUUCAGUCUGAGUCAGACACUAGGCGAGAUCGCACGUGCACUCGUGAUGGCGGCCAGUCUUCAUUUGGGCCUGCUCGUUCUGGGCGCUGUAUCACUGCUUGGCAGAUGCGAGGUGAAACUGAACGCCGGCUGUAAAAUCGAGACCCUGAGGGCUUGCGGAGACGACUACGUGCCCUAUAAGAAAGGACCGCACCUGCACGAAUCUGGACAAGAGUUCGACGAGGGAUGCAAGAAAGACAAGACGCAGAUCCCUUGCACGCUCAAGUUCAUCAAUGAAUGUACUGAUGGAUUAGCGAAAGCCUCGGCACUGGUGGCGAUAAAGGCGUUGGAAGAGAACGUCGAGGCCGUAUGCAACGUUGGUUCGGAUCCGUACAAAAAUUACCAGAAAGGCAUCAAGUGUAUGAACUCCCAAGGCGGAAAACUUCAUAAAUGCAUUAAAGACUUCCUAGGUACUAUGGAACGCGCCAUCGUGAAGGCACCUGCCAAGGAUGUCAUUCACUACACCUGCUGCUCCUACCACGACAUGGUAGAGUGCCUAUCCAAAAGCCUCACGCCGUGCGAAAGCGUCGGCUCCAAGGAUUUCAUGAUCAGAGUCGUCCAGGAGAUGUUCGGCGAGACGCUCAACCUGGUGUGCGGCCGCUACACGAAGGGUUCCGAAAACUGCAAGUCCCUGCCACAGUUGCCGCGUCUGGGUGCCAAUGACCGCAGGGUCAGCAACAUCGUCGAGAUGCUCUUGGAAGCGGCCGGCACUUUGGGCCGGAAAAACUAGACCCGCACACGUGUGUAAAUUAGUAUGUUAAAAGUGUGCGAGAUGACCAACUUACGGCUCGUCCGCGGGCUUGACAUGUUCACGCGACAUUUCAUCUGCGCAUUCGUACGAACAACUCCCAUUUCAGACGGGAGAAACGUUUAGCGAACGGAUCAGCCCUGGCGUAUUCUCUCCGACAGUCAUAGCCAUCACUUCAGUUCAUCCCAAUUAGGACAAAAAAAGUCUACUUCAUUUGAAUAAAGACACUUGCGUAGCUUUUCUCCCCCAAGAAUUAAGCGUACACACAUUUAUUUAAAUGCAUUAUGCCACGCGGAGACCUGCGCGAGAAAAGCAAAAAAAAAACAAGAAAGAAACCAAGCUUCCUCUCAUGAGCUCAGCCAACAAACAUAGCCAUUACCAGUCACUUUCGUGUGCCGCCCCGCCCACCUUAUUGCGUAGGAACCUACUAGAAAAUGGACGGUGGAGUAUAGUAAGAUUUUGGGUGGCUUGCGAGAUUGCCUUUGCUCAGCGUGUUUCUCGGUACAAUAAAUGUGAUUGUUUGUUUGACUGA
Dermacentor albipictus is the source of this 1378-nucleotide messenger RNA. RefSeq lists its product as uncharacterized. NCBI's taxonomy places the organism in Eukaryota, Metazoa, Arthropoda, Arachnida, Ixodida, Ixodidae. The record is from RefSeq and is a predicted model, not a curated record.